GAGCGCCGGACCCAAGAUGGCCGCCGUGUCAGUUUGGGUCUUCGCCGCCGUCCGGCCUGAGGCUCCUGGGCUCCGCCUCUCGUAGGCCCCGAAUUGAUGUUCCAUUUGCUUGGACUGGGGACAAAAAGGGCUGGAGUGAGAUUUCCAAAACUGCUAUUGCCUUUGGUAUAUGUACUCGCCAGCUGUUCUUGGGAUUUAUUGGAAAACAUGAACUUGUCCCUAACAGGAUAUGUGUCUUUUUAACAGGACAUAGGUGCUAUUUGUCUUUGAAAAAGGAAGAACUGUUUGGGGCAAAAAACGUAUAUGCUAUGGUUAACUGGUCCCCAUCCUCAGAUCAUCUUUUUUCCCAUGGUGUGAAACUCCUUCAGCAUAGGGAUAAGGGAUAACGACUCUAUGGAUAUACAGAAUUCUUCACCAUGGUAAAACUCGCUAACCCGUUGUACACUGAGUGGAUUUUGGAGGCAAUUAAAAAGGUCAAGAAGCAAAAACAGCGCCCUUCAGAAGAGAGGAUAUGCAAUGCUGUGUCUUCAUCCCAUGGGUUGGAUCGCAAAACUGUUCUGGAGCAGCUGGAACUGAGUGUAAAAGAUGGAACCAUUUUAAAGGUUUCUAAUAAGGGACUUAAUUCCUAUAAGGAUCCUGAUAACCCUGGGCGAAUAGCACUUCCUAAACCACGAAACCAUGGAAAGUUGGAUGGUAAGGCUAACUUGGACUGGAAUAAACUGAUUAAACGGGCAAUUGAGGGCUUGGCAGAAUCCAGUGGUUCAUCCUUGAAGAACAUUGAACGCUUCUUGAAAGGACAGAAGGAUGUGUCAGCUUUAUUUGCAAGCAGCACCCCAUCUACCUUUCACCAGCAGCUGCGAUUGGCCGUCAAACGUGCUGUUGGCCAUGGCCGACUUCUUAAAGAUGGACCUCUGUACCAACUCAACACUAAAGCAGCCACAAAUGCAGAUGGGAAGGAGAGCUGUGAGUCUCUUUCUUGUCUUCCUCCAGUAUCACUCCUUCCACAUGAAAAAGAUAAGCCGGUUGCUGAACCAAUCCCAAUCUGCAGUUUCUGCCUUGGUACAAAAGAACAAAACCGAGAAAAGAAACCUGAGGAGCUCAUCUCUUGUGCUGACUGUGGCAAUAGUGGUCAUCCAUCCUGCUUGAAGUUCUCCCCAGAGUUAACAGUUCGGGUGAAGGCCUUACGGUGGCAGUGCAUUGAGUGCAAAACGUGCAGUUCCUGUCGAGAUCAGGGCAAAAAUGCUGAUAAUAUGCUAUUUUGUGAUUCAUGCGAUCGGGGGUUUCAUAUGGAGUGUUGUGACCCCCCUCUGACCAGGAUGCCAAAAGGCAUGUGGAUAUGUCAGAUAUGUCGACCACGUAAAAAAGGAAGAAAACUUCUACAUAAGAAAGCAGCACAGAUUAAGCGGCGCUAUGCCAACCCAAUAGGACGUCCCAAAAACCGAUUAAAGAACCAAAAUGCAGCAUCAAAAGCCCCCUUCAGCAAAGUUCAAACCGGACCUGGUCGAGGCCGUAAACGCAAGACUCCCCUAUCCAACCAGUCCACCUGCUCAUCAGAAGGAGGUUACCUGGAGCGAGUUGAUGGCUUGGAAUUCUGCAGAGAUGCCAGCACCUCUUUGAAGUUCAACAAGAAAACCAAAGGGCUUAUUGAUGGCCUUACCAAAUUCUUCACCCCCUCCCCUGAUGGGCGCAAAGCUCGAGGGGAAGUGGUGGACUACUCUCAGCAAUAUAGGAUCAGGAAAAAGGGCAAUAGGAAAUCGAGCACUUCAGACUGGCCCACAGACAAUCAAGAUGGCUGGGAUGGAAAACAGGAAAAUGAGGAAUGGCUUCUUGGAGGCCCAGAUGUUAUGACUGAAAAAGAUAUGGAGCUAUUCAGAGACAUUCAGGAGCAAGCACUGCAGAAAGUAGGAGUGACAGGAGCCUCAGACCCACAAGUCCGCUGUCCAUCGGUCAUUGAAUUUGGGAAAUAUGAAAUCCACACCUGGUACUCCUCUCCAUACCCACAAGAGUAUUCCAGGCUGCCUAAGUUGUACAUCUGUGAAUUCUGUCUCAAGUACAUGAAAAGUAGAACUAUCCUGCAGCAGCACAUGAAAAAAUGUGGCUGGUUCCAUCCCCCAGCCAAUGAAAUUUACAGGAAGAGCAAUGUUUCAGUCUUUGAGGUGGAUGGCAACGUUAGCACCAUUUACUGCCAGAACUUGUGUCUACUGGCAAAACUCUUCCUGGACCAUAAGACACUGUAUUAUGAUGUGGAGCCAUUUCUUUUUUAUGUACUGACACAAAACGACGUUAAGGGCUGCCACCUCGUUGGCUACUUCUCCAAGGAGAAGCACUGCCAGCAGAAGUACAACGUUUCCUGCAUAAUGAUUCUUCCCCAGUACCAGCGCAAGGGCUACGGCAGGUUCCUUAUCGAUUUCAGUUAUCUUUUAUCAAAACGUGAAGGCCAAGCGGGAUCCCCAGAGAAGCCGCUAUCUGAUUUGGGUCGUCUCUCCUACAUGGCUUAUUGGAAAAGCGUAAUCUUGGAGUGCCUUUAUCAUCAAAAUGACAAGCAGAUCAGCAUCAAGAAGCUAAGCAAACUGACUGGGAUCUGCCCUCAAGAUAUCACUUCAACUCUGCAACACCUGCGAAUGCUUGAUUUCCGCAGUGAUCAAUUUGUGAUAGUUCGUCGGGAGAAACUUAUCCAAGAUCAUAUGGCAAAACUGAAACUGAAUCAUCGGCCUGUAGUUGUGGAUCCAGAAUGCCUGCGCUGGACUCCUGUCAUUGUCUCUAACUCUGUAGUUUCUGAAGAUGAAGAUGAGGAUCCAGAAGAUGGGGAAAAUGAAGAGCAGCUGCAGCCAAAGGAGAGAGACAUAGAGGUGAUGAAACCUGUUUGCUGGGAGAAAAAAGAGAGAGAACCUUACUUUCCUCUGGAGAGUGAAAAAAAGCCAGAUGUCAUCACCCCAGCCAAUUCUGUGCGGCCAAGCAAGCAAAGUCUUCCCCUGGCUGGUCUUCCUGCAAAUAACCAGACAUCGCGGAGGGGCCGAUGGAGCCGGAAGGGGAAAAAGCUUCGCGACUCCUUCACUGAGAAGGAGUCAAAACUGCUUUUGGAGGAGAAGUCGGCAAUGGCCAGGGGGGGUCGGUGUGGAGAGUGUGAGGAAAAAGCGGCUGCGGCCGCUGCAGCCGCUGCAGCCGCUGCUUCUCGGGGAAGAUUUGGGGAGACUGAAGAAAAAAACACUUCCUCCCAAGGACAGUGUGGCAAAUGUGAUGAGAAGACUCCUGUGCCCCGGGGGCACUUUGGUAAAGAUGAGGAAAAAUCUGUUGUCUCCCAAGGGCAAUACAGCAAAGGUGAGAAGUCUUCUGUUACCCAGAGGCGAUACAGCGAAGGCAUGGAACUGUGGAGAGGGCAGCUGAAGACCCCCGAGCGCCUGAAAAGCAGGAUCUCCGAGGAGUGUGAAAGGCUAUCCCGGCGCCACAGUGAGGGUGACCGGACGCUGUCGAGGCACUUCAGUGAGAGCAGUGAAGACGAGGAGGAGGAGCCCGUGAGCCCUUGCUCAAAUUCUCCACCAGUUCUCACUAAACCGACGCUGAAGCGAAAGAAGCCGAUUCCCCGGAAGAGGAGAGUCCGUAAGCGCAAAUAUCACAACAGCAGUGUCGUGACUGAAACCAUCUCGGAAACAACUGAAGUCCUGGAUUUGCCUUUUGAGGACUCUGACACAGAGAGGCCCAUGCCUCAGCUGGAACCCACAUUUGAGAUGGAGGAUGAGGAAGACGAGGAAGAAGAGGGCGAGCUUUUUUCUGGAGGGUAUCUUCACUGCCUCUCACAACAGGACUCCUUUAGGCACAGGACCUCCUCCAAGAAGGGAGCUGAACCUGAAGAGGAUUCAGAUGAUGCCACUGCUUCUCCUACCUUGAAACCAGUCUCUGUUCUGAGAAAAUGUGAGGCGAAGGAUUCUACGCUCCAGCCAGACACUUCCACCCCCAUGAAGAAGAAGAAGGGCUGGCCCAAGGGCAAAAGCCGCAAGCCCAUCCACUGGAAGAAAAGGCCCGGCCGCAAGCCAGGCUUCAAACUGAAGAGGAGAAAGGUCCUACUGCCUGCCCCAGAAGAGACAUCUGAUCCCAUGGAAGUUAUUUCAAAACUGGGGCACAAAGCCAAAGUCCAGGAGGAGGAGCCGGUUGAGCAGAAGGAAGAACUGUUGCCUGUGGUGGAGGAGAAGAAAGAAGAAGGUGGGUCUGUGGAAGCUGAGGAACUGGGAGAAGAGGAGGAAGAAGAUGCCCCUGUCAGUGAAGCGAGGGCAGUUUCUCCCAUAGAUAGCAACAACAGCCCAGUGGCCGAAGUCAAAGAACCUGAAAUGGAGGAAGAGGCAGAGAAACCACAAGUUACAGAAGAGCAGCGACAGUCUGAGGAAGAGCAGCAGGAGGCAGAAGAACCCGAGCGCGAUCUGGAAGAGGAGGAGGAGGAGGUGGUGGCAGCGGCCAACCAGAAUGAAGACCACGAUGCAGAUGACGAGGAAGACGACGGUCACAUGGAGUCUGCCAAGAAGAAUGACUCGGAGGAACAGACCCUGAAAGAUGGGCUGAAGGAAGAAGCAGAUGCCCAGGAGCCUUUUUUAGAAACAAGCACACAGGGCAGUAGGGAAGAGGAUGCCAAGAAUAAGAGUGAGGGAGAGGCGGAUUCCGAGGAAGAGCAGACAUCCCACGAGACAUCAGAGAACUCAGACCCUGUUCCUGGCUCUGAAGAUGAUCAAGAAGAAGAGCAGCACGCUAAAGAGGGACUGAUUGAACUCAAGGAAGAGGAACAGAUUCCUCACAGUGAACUGGAUCUCGAAACCGUCCAAGCAGUGCAGUCUUUGACGCAGGAGGAAGAGAACAAUGAACACGAGGUGGCCUACCAGGACUGCGAGGAGACCCUAGCAGCUUGCCAGAACCUGCAGAGUUACACUCAAGCCGAAGAGGAUCCCCAGAUGUCAAUGGUUGAAGACUGCCAAGCUUCAGAACACAACAGCCCCAUUUCCUCGGUCCAGUCCCACCCCAGCCAGUCUGUGCGCUCUGUCAGCAGCCCCAGUGUACCGAACACCCUGGAGAGCGGCUACACUCAGAUAAGCCCAGAGCAAGGCUCGCUUUCCGCACCUUCUAUGCAGAACAUGGAGACCAGCCCCAUGAUGGAUGUGCCUUCUGUAUCGGACCACUCUCAGCAGGUGGUGGACAGCGGCUUCAGUGACCUCGGCAGCAUUGAGAGCACAACAGAGAACUAUGAGAACCCCAGCAGCUACGACUCCACCAUGGGGGGCAGCAUCUGUGGCAACAAUUCUUCGCAGAGCAGCUGUUCUUACGGAGGCUUGUCGUCCUCCAGCAGCCUCACCCAGAACAGUUGUGUUGUCACUCAGCAAAUAGCCAGCAUGGGCAACAGCUGCAGCAUGAUGCCCCAGGGCAGCGUCCAGCCUGCCACAAACUGCAAUAUCAAGUCCCCGCAGAGCUGCGUGGUCGAAAGGCCUCCAAGCAACCAGCAGCCAGCAGCGCAGCCACCUCAGUCGCAACCCCCGGCCCAGCAGCCUCAGCCCCCGCCUCCCGCACAGCAGCAGCAACAGCAGCAGCAGCAGCAGCAGCAGCCCCCAUUGUCUCAGUGUAGCAUGAACAACAGUUUCACCCCAGCACCGAUGAUCAUGGAAAUCCCAGAAUCUGGCAGCACUAGCAACAUAAGCAUCUAUGAGAGGAUUCCUGGAGAUUUUGGUGCCGGCGGCUACUCUCAGCCAUCAGCCACCUUCAGCUUAGCUAAGUUGCAGCAGCUGACCAACACCAUUAUGGACCCCCAUGCCAUGUCAUACAGCCAUUCUACUGCUGUGACUUCCUAUGCAACCAGCGUGUCUUUGUCCAACACAGGUCUGGCUCAGCUGGCUCCAUCUCACCCAUUGGCCGGGACACCCCAAGCACAAGCCACCAUGACACCCCCGCCAAACCUGGCGUCCACCACCAUGAACCUCACCUCGCCCCUCCUCCAGUGCAACAUGUCAACCACCAACAUUGGCAUCCCCCACACCCAGAGGCUUCAGGGGCAAAUGCCAGUCAAGGGGCACAUUUCCAUCCGCUCGAAAUCGGCGCCCCUGCCCUCUGCGGCUGCUCACCAGCAGCAGCUCUAUGGCCGCAGUGCUCCAGCAGUUGCCAUGCAGGCGGGUCCCCGAGCACUAGCCGUUCAGCGUGGCAUGAACAUGGGGGUGAACCUGAUGCCGACUGCCCCGUACAAUGUCAACUCCAUGAAUAUGAACACCCUGAAUGCUAUGAACAGCUACCGUAUGACUCAGCCCAUGAUGAAUAGCAGUUACCAUAGCAACCCAGCUUACAUGAACCAGACAGCCCAGUAUCCUAUGCAGAUGCAAAUGGGAAUGAUGGGGAGCCAGGCUUAUCCCCAGCAGCCUAUGCAGCCAAACCCUCAUGGGAACAUGAUGUACACUGGCCCCUCCCAUCACAGCUACAUGAACGCUGCUGGGGUGCCCAAGCAGUCUCUCAAUGGACCCUACAUGAGGAGAUGAGCAAGAUAAACUUGCGAUAUUAAAACUGAAAUCUCUAUAAAUAAAGGAACCUUUUAUACUGACAAACCAGAGACAAUAGACCUUUUUCCAGUUAAAUAUUGCUGUAGAUCUUAGAUGGGGCUUUGUUCCCUUUCAGUUUAUUUUAUUUUAUUUUGUAGGGGGCCUGGUCUUUAUUCUCCUUGAGUUUUUGUGGGGUUCUUUUGUUUUGGGUCUUUGUUUUUCCCUUCACAAUCCUGAAACACUUCACAGAUCAAAACCAUUUUUAAAAUGGGGUUUGGUGGUUUCUUUUUUCUUUUGUUUCUGUUUUCAGGGAGGGGAUUGAAAAAUGUGCACAAAAUAUUUUAAGUUCAGACAAUUACUUUGCCGGCCACCCAGGCAAAGUGUGUGCAAAAAUGGUCACUUUCUCACUUUCGGAUGCCAUAUCCUUUCUCUCUCCCCCUUGUGCACAGCUCCCAAGAUGGUUCCAUCUCUAAAGGUCCCAUCCCUUCCCUCUCCAACUUUCUGUUCCCUACUUCAGUCUUAACCAGGAGGCUCUAAUGUGGUGACUGAGGAUGGGACACAGACCCAAAACGAGCUUUCCGAUCCUAACAGAGCCGCUUUUGUCACUCCCACAGAUAUAGGAACUUUGAACAGUUUAUUCUUCCCCAGUUCUUCUCUCUCUCUCUCUCUCUCUCUCUCCCUCCCUCCCUCUCUCUCUCUCUCUAUCUCCGUGAACUAAAACUCAGCUUAAAAAUAAUCUUUUCAAAGUGUGCGCCUGUUUCUUGCACACCCCAGACAGAUUGUGUUAGUCUGACAUAGCAGCAGCAUUUUUAGGGACAACCGUAUGCUUCUGUUGGGGGUGGCGGAGAGAGUGGGGCUCGUCGAACAUUAGGAAUUAAAAGGUGGCUGUACUUAAGGGCUGCAGAUCUAAAGGCCCCACCUUACUUCCAGUAGUGCACCCUUGGAAGGUGAAAUGUACAUUGAAACAGACAUUUGUUCUUGCUGGCCAGUGACUAGCAUGUAGAGAGAAACCUCUGGGCUUGUUUCCCCCCUUCCCGGGCCAGAAGGGCACCACUGUGUUCCAGCACCUUGGAUGUUAAUUCCUUGGGCUGUCGUUCUCAUCUGUGUUUAUAAAAGUGGGUCCGGGGAGGCCAGGAAUGAACAUCAGGGAGACAGACGGGGCAGGACAAGUCCAGCCAGUGCAAUCCACCCAUCCUGUCACUAUCUAAGGGUUGCCAGGCCUGUGGGCAUGCCAUCGGUCCAAGGAGGGGGAAACAUAGCUUAUCCUUCUAUUGUAAAGUUCUCUCUGUAUAUUCCUGUAGAGCUUACCGAUGCACUUAGAUUGACUUAGAUGUGUAAAGUUUUUUUUUUCAAAGAAACCUGAAAGGCAGUUGGGGGUGGGGGUUGGGGUGUCAGCUGCACUAAAACGGACUUCCUCUUAUACUGUUGAGUAUGAAAAGGCAGAAUUCCAAGAACUUCCAGCCCUCACUUUCUCUUAGUUCUUGAGCAUGUGUACAAGGCUGUGUAGGACCCAAGUCCCUGUAUAUAUAUAUAUGAUUCCAGGCUCACCUUUUCUGUGUUAAAAGGCGACCCUUUGCUGCCCUCUCCUUCCCAAAUCGUCUGCUCUGCCAUUGCUUCCUGAUUGCAGGUGGGUUGGGGUGGGGGCGGGUUUGUUGGGGUGUCGAAGGCAAAGCUGUUGAAACCGAGGGCCGUGAAUCCUUCUUCGUUUUGUUUUUUGUCUGCUGUUACCUUUUUUGGUUUUGGGUUUUUUUGUAUGGUUUUUUAAAAUCAGUCGGGCAGCUCCCUUUUUUUCCACAAACCUUUGUGACUGUAGACCUAUUGUAGAGAACCAAUGUUCUUUUCUAUAUUAUAAAAAAAAAUAUCCAACGCAGUAAUAUUGGUACCUGUCAUUUUUUUUCCCACUUCUGUUUAAGAAAAAAAUAAUAAUGUAUUUUUAGCAAAAUAAACUUGGGUAAACUUCUAAAAGAAAUUUAAAAAAAACUCACUGUUAGUGACUUUGAUGCCUUUUAAAAAAAAAGAGCUUUUUCAUUUCAUUCCAUCUUUAAAAUUUUUUAUCUUUGUUGUAGAAUAUUAAAGACUAUUUUAAGAAAGAUGAAAAUUCUCUUUAAAGAGAUCUCUAGAGUGUGUGACUAGAGCUCCAGAUAUGCCUCUAAAGCCGCAUGUACAAAAUGAAGCCGCGUCUAUUCCUGUCUGUUUAUAUUUGCUUUUCCUGUUUUGUAACUUCUUUGUACUUUGUCCUUGGUGACUCGUAAGCUUAAAAAGGGGAAGGGGUGCCUGGAUGAUUUAAAAGAAAAUCCCUUUGUGAUCCUCCAUGUCAUGCGCUCCUGGGCCGGCCGGCCUCCCUUCCUCUCCUUGUAUGUAAUAUCACUUUUUCCCUCCCCCCUUUCUAGCAAGUACUUUCAAAAGAACUCUGUACAUUUUAACAUAAAAAAAUAAAUUAUGUUGAGCCAUUUUGGA
Messenger RNA from Sphaerodactylus townsendi, 8954 nucleotides. It is a transcript of the gene KAT6A, whose product is annotated as lysine acetyltransferase 6A. The transcript has 17 exons. The coding region runs from base 417 to 6497 and encodes 2026 amino acids. The record is from RefSeq and is a predicted model, not a curated record. Lineage: Eukaryota; Metazoa; Chordata; Lepidosauria; Squamata; Sphaerodactylidae. Gene Ontology annotation, cellular component: MOZ/MORF histone acetyltransferase complex; nucleosome. Gene Ontology annotation, biological process: regulation of DNA-templated transcription; nucleosome assembly. Gene Ontology annotation, molecular function: DNA binding; histone acetyltransferase activity.